AUGCAGCUCUGGCUCAAGUCCACGUUGAUCAGUCAAAGUCAGACUCAAAACAAAACACAUUCAGACAGCGGGCAGAGAUCAGGGCGAGGACGUCAUCACAGAGGGGGGUCAUUCUGCAGCCGGCUCCUGGAGACCUUCAGGACUACCCAAGUCCUCCAUCAGCAGAAGGCCUUCAGUCCCAGGUCCUCCAUCAGCAGAAGGCCUUCAGACCCAGGUCCUCCAUCAGCAGAUGGCCUUCAGACCCAAGUCCUCCAUCAGCAGAAGGCCCUCAGACCCAGGUCCUCCAUCAGCAGAAGGCCUUCAGACCCAGGUCCUCCAUCAGCAGAAGGCCUUCAGACCCAGGUCCUCCAUCAGCAGAUGGCCUUCAGACCCAAGUCCUCCAUCAGCAGAAGGCCUUCAGACCCAGGUCCUCCAUCAGCAGAAGGCCCUCAGACCCAGGUCCUCCAUCAGCAGAAGGCCUUCAGACCCAAGUCCUCCAUCAGCAGAAGGCCUUCAGACCCAGGUCCUCCAUCAGCAGAAGGCCCUCAGACCCAGGUCCUCCAUCAGCAGAAGGCCUUCAGACCCAAGUCCUCCAUCAGCAGAAGGCCUUCAGACCCAGGUCCUCCAUCAGCAGAAGUCCUUCAGACCCAGGUCCUCCAUCAGCAGAAGGCCUUCAAACCCAAGUCCUCCAUCAGCAGAAGUCCUUCAGACCUAAGUCCUCCAUCAGCAGAAGGCCUUCAGACCCAGGUCCUCCAUCAGCAGAAAGCCUUCAGACCCAAGUCCUCCAUCAGCAGAAGGCCUUCAGACCCAGGUCCUCCAUCAGCAGAAGGCCUUCAGACCCAAGUCCUCCAUCAGCAGAAGGCCUUCAGACCCAGGUCCUCUAUCAGCAGAAGGCCUUCAGACCCAAGUCCUCCAUCUGCAGAAGGCCUUCAGACCCAAGUCCUCCAUCAGCAGAAGGCCUUCAGACCCAGGUCCUCCAUCAGCAGAAGGCCUUCAGACCCAGGUCCUCCAUCAGCAGAAGGGCCUCAGACCCAGGUCCUCCAUCAGCAGAAGGCCUUCAGACCCAAGUCCUCCAUCAGCAGAAGGCCUUCAGACCCAAGUCCUCCAUCAGCAGAAGGCCUUCAGACCCAGGUCUUUGAGAGGCAUGUGCGGUGGUUUUAUGUUUAA
Messenger RNA from Knipowitschia caucasica, 1146 nucleotides. The record is from the annotation of a GenBank genome assembly. Lineage: Eukaryota; Metazoa; Chordata; Actinopteri; Gobiiformes; Gobiidae.